AUGCUCCUGGACGCGGGGCCGCAGUUCUCGGCCAUCGGGGUGGGCAGCUUCGCGCGCCACCAUCACCAUUCGGCUGCUGCAGCGGCGGCUGCGGCCGCCGAGAUGCAGGACCGAGAACUGAGUUUGGCAGCGGCACAGAACGGCUUCGUAGACUCGGCGGCCGCGCACAUGGGCGCUUUCAAGCUCAACCCGGGCGCGCAUGAACUGUCCCCCGGCCAGAGCUCGGCAUUCACGUCUCAGGGCCCGGGCGCCUACCCGGGCUCCGCUGCCGCGGCUGCCGCUGCCGCCGCGCUCGGGCCCCAUGCAGCCCACGUCGGCUCCUACUCCGGGCCGCCCUUCAACUCCACCCGGGACUUCCUGUUUCGCAGUCGCGGCUUUGGGGACUCAGCGCCAGGCAGUGGGCAGCAUGGGUUGUUCGGGCCGGGAGCAGGCGGCCUGCACCACGCGCACUCGGACGCGCAAGGCCACCUUCUCUUCCCUGGCCUCCCAGAGCAGCAUGGGCCGCACAGCUCGCAGAAUGUGCUCAACGGGCAGAUGCGCCUCGGGCUGCCGGGUGAGGUGUUCGGGCGCUCGGAGCAGUACCGUCAGGUGGCCAGCCCGCGGACCGACCCCUAUUCGGCAGCGCAGCUCCACAACCAGUAUGGCCCUAUGAAUAUGAACAUGGGUAUGAACAUGGCAGCGGCCGCGGCCCACCAUCACCACCACCACCACCACCCCGGUGCCUUUUUCCGCUAUAUGCGACAGCAGUGCAUCAAGCAGGAACUCAUCUGCAAGUGGAUCGACCCUGAGCAACUGAGCAACCCCAAGAAGAGCUGCAACAAAACUUUCAGCACCAUGCACGAGCUGGUGACCCACGUCUCCGUGGAGCACGUCGGCGGCCCGGAGCAGAGCAACCAUGUCUGCUUCUGGGAGGAGUGCCCGCGCGAGGGCAAACCCUUCAAGGCCAAAUACAAACUAGUCAACCACAUUCGCGUGCACACCGGCGAGAAGCCUUUUCCCUGCCCCUUCCCAGGCUGCGGCAAGGUCUUCGCGCGUUCCGAGAACCUCAAGAUCCACAAAAGGACCCACACAGGGGAGAAGCCAUUCCAGUGUGAGUUCGAGGGCUGCGACCGGCGCUUUGCCAACAGCAGCGACCGGAAGAAGCACAUGCACGUCCACACCUCCGAUAAGCCCUAUCUCUGCAAGAUGUGUGACAAGUCCUACACGCACCCCAGUUCACUGCGGAAGCACAUGAAGGUCCAUGAGUCCUCCCCGCAAGGCUCUGAGUCCUCCCCGGCCGCCAGCUCCGGCUACGAGUCGUCCACGCCCCCGGGAUUGGUGUCCCCCAGCGCCGAGCCCCAGAGCAGCUCCAACUUGUCCCCGGCGGCGGCAGCGGCGGCGGCAGCGGCCGCCGCGGUGUCGGCGGUGCACCGGAGCGGAGGCUCAGGAAGCGGAGGAGCGGGCGGAGGCUCAGGCGGUGGCGGUGGUAGCGGCGGGGGCGGCGGCGGGGCUGGUGGCGGGGGCGGCGGCGGCUCCAGUGGGGGCAGCGGGACAGCAGGAGGCCACAGCGGCCUCUCCUCCAACUUCAAUGAAUGGUACGUGUGAGGGGCCUUGGUCUCUCUCUCCCUGUCCCCGACCCCACCCUGGUGAAGCAGCCCUCUCAGUGCUAGCUCCAAGGGGACUUGUGAUUGUGUUGUUAUAAUUAUGAAUCUGAUUUUUAUGAUACUGAAAAAGAUUUUACCAGCAGAAGGAUUUUUUAAAGUUCUUUUUUUUAAGGUAGGCAUGAAAAGCAAAAAAAUAUCACUUCCGGGAAUCUCUGCAACUAAAACUAUAAAAUAAAUAAAAAUUUUAAGUUUUUUUUUAAACCAAGAAAAAUAUUGAACCAAACCCUCCUGCCUCCUGUCCGUCCCCAUGCCCCCUGCCCCAGUCUCUGAUAAACUGUACAUAGCAAACUCCUCCUUCCUUCUCUGAGGUGGUUUUAAUGGAUUCUUGGUGUAUAGAAGUUUGUCUGUUUGUAAAAAAAAAAACAACCUCCUGGUUGCAUUUCCUUCUUGCCUUCUCACCUUCCCCAAGUGAUGGACUUUCUCUUUUCUCUUUUUUAGUUCACCCAGUUUCUUUUUUAAGUAAAGUGGAAGAAAAUGGCUUAUUUUGUAUUGUGGUAUAGAAUAUUGUGUUCAUUUUUAUGAGGCAACUUGAUUGUAAACUUCAUGCAACUAUAGACUGGAAAAAAGAAAAAGGAAAAAAAAAAAAGAACUGUGCCAAAGUCUCCCUUCUGUUCCUUCUUCAACACACCAAUCCACAGCACACACACUCCACCACCACCACCGCUUGUGAAUGUAUUUUUCUGUUAGCUGGGUUUACCUGUGAUGUUUAGUGCUUUUGCAAGUUAAAUUUGUUAGUUCCUGUAUGAAAGAUUGUGGGGUGGGGGGGGAAUAAACGUUGUGCCGUUAGCUUUUUCCGUAAAGACACGCCCUUCCUUUUGUAAAUACCCGUUACCAUAUUUAUCCAUUUGUAAUUAAAUUAUGGUAUUAACUUGCUACAGAGGAAACAAUAUUUAUAAAGAAUGUUUCUUAACUAUAAAUAUGUACACUUGUGGGCAUAAACUGUUUCAGAUUUUUUAUUUGAAGGUUUUAAGUGGUUUGAUCAUUUCUUGUGAUAUGUUUUGAGAGUAAUGCAUACAGAAAUAUAAUAAAAUGUGUUGAAACUGCA
Messenger RNA from Echinops telfairi (small Madagascar hedgehog), 2688 nucleotides. RefSeq names its product Zic family member 2 (gene ZIC2). Gene Ontology annotation, molecular function: DNA-binding transcription factor activity, RNA polymerase II-specific; RNA polymerase II cis-regulatory region sequence-specific DNA binding. Gene Ontology annotation, biological process: regulation of transcription by RNA polymerase II; central nervous system development. Lineage: Eukaryota; Metazoa; Chordata; Mammalia; Afrosoricida; Tenrecidae. The transcript has 3 exons. Bases 1 to 1584 code for a protein of 527 amino acids. Gene Ontology annotation, cellular component: nucleus. The record is from RefSeq and is a predicted model, not a curated record.